Messenger RNA from Notolabrus celidotus (New Zealand spotty), 972 nucleotides. Its product is annotated as olfactory receptor 52K1-like. Lineage: Eukaryota; Metazoa; Chordata; Actinopteri; Labriformes; Labridae. Gene Ontology annotation, biological process: G protein-coupled receptor signaling pathway. The record is from RefSeq and is a predicted model, not a curated record. Gene Ontology annotation, cellular component: membrane. The transcript has a single exon. Bases 1 to 972 code for a protein of 323 amino acids. Gene Ontology annotation, molecular function: olfactory receptor activity; G protein-coupled receptor activity.
AUGAUCUACUCUAAUGUCACAAGGACGAGAAGCUUUUUAAUUCUUGGAUUCCCUGGACUUUCGCCACAGUAUUAUGGAUUCGUAUCAGUUCUGCUCUUUUUCAUCUACCUUGUUAUCAUAAUAGGAAAUAUUUUCAUUUUAGCAUUUGUAGCCUAUGAGAAGAGCCUGCAGAAACCAACAUACCUGGUGUUUUGUCACCUGGCACUGAACGACCUAACAUUUGGCAAUGUAACUCUCCCAAAGAUCAUAUCUAAAUACUGGUUUGGUGAUGGUGUUAUUUCCUUUUAUGGGUGCUUUGCACAGAUGUUCUUUGUUCAUUAUUUAGGAUCAGUGACUUCCUUCAUCUUGUUGGUGAUGGCUCUUGAUCGCUUUGUUGCUAUAUGUAUUCCUCUGCGCUACCCCGUCCUGAUCACAAACAACACCAUAUCUGUGCUCUGUGGGUUUGCUUGGUUCAUACCUGUGUCUAUCAUGGUGACCGUUAUUUUCCAGGCCCUCACUUUACCCUACUGUAAAUCGAAUGUCAUUGCUCAGUGUUACUGUGACCACAUUUCUAUAACCAGACAGGCAUGUGGUGAGGAUGUGAGAACUAUACAGGUCACUGGUGUCUGUAUGGCCAUGUUUUGUCUUUUACUUCCUCUUGCAUUCAUCUUGUUUUCAUAUGCUUCAAUAAUCAGGACGAUUCUGAAAAUGUCCAAUGCUGCUGGGCGCAAAAAAACCAUAUCAACUUGUACUCCUCAAAUGUUCAUUACAUGUCUUUUUUACCUCCCAAGAUGUUUUGUUUAUGUGGCUAACAUUGCUGGCUUUUCUUUCAGCUUAGAUGUGCGUAUUUUACUGAUAUUGCUUUACAGUUUGUUUCCUCCUGCUGUCAAUCCAAUCAUAUACUGUUUCAAGACCCAGGAUAUCAAGCAGACUUUGACGAAGAAGCUUAAAACAAGCAGGAUUGGAGAAGAAAUUAAGCUUUCAUUCUCAUAG